CUUCAGGCGUCUCGUUCGGACGCUUCCAGUUCCGGUUCGCCUUGCCUUCUGCGCCGCCGCGCCAGACCAACCUCGCUCCGUCGUCCAAACCAGAUGCCCCCGCGCUUAACCCUCCUCCGCCGCCUCUCCACCCACGGCGACCCCAACCUCGCCACCCUCCUCGCCGUCCUCCGCUCGCCGGAGGCCUCAUCCACGCCGCUCCCGCACGCCCUCUCCCGCGCCUUCCCGUCCCCGUCGGACGCGUUCCCCCUCCACACGCUCCCCGACCUCCUCCCGCGCCUCCCCUCCCCGCUCCUCUCCCUCCGGUUCUCGCUCGCCGCCUCGCUCCCCGACCUCCCCUCCGCCGUGCCCCUCCUCCUCUCCUCCUCCCCGCACCCGCUGCCCCUCCCGCACUACGCCCUCCUCCUCGGCAUCUCCACUCAUGCCGGCCUUUUCCCCGUCUCACUCGCCGUCCUCCGCCACAUGCGAUCCUCCGGCCUCGCGCCCAACGUGGCCUGCUUCCACUCCGCCCUCCGCGCCGCACGCUGGCAUGCUGAUGUCUCCGCCGUUCUGGACAUCAUGUCCAGAUCCGGCGUCAACCCGACCGUCCCCCUGAUCGUGACCGCGGUGCAUAGGCUGGCAUACAUGGGCGACUUCGAAGGUGCCCGCUGUCUGAUAGACAAAAUGCCUGAGUUUGGAUGCGCGGCCAAUGUGGUGGUUUACACCGCAAUGCUCGACGGGAUGCUCGCUUUUGGUCAUGUGGAUGCCGCAGUGGUGCUGCUGGAGGAGAUGGAGAGUGGCAAGUUGGGUGCCGGGUGUGUGCCCAACGUGGUGUCGUACACGUGUUUGGCGAAAUGCCUGUGCCGAAAAGGGAGAAUGGUGGAAGCUCUGAGCUUGCUGGAUAGGAUGGUAGCUAGAGGGGUGAUGCCGAAUCGCAUUUUUGUGCGGACACUGAUUGAUGGGUUUUGUGCAGCCAGGGGGGCUGGCUUGAUUUCCAAGGCAUAUGAUGUGGUGGAGCGUUUGGUCGUUGACGGAACAUUGUCAAGCGGGCAGUGCUAUAAUGUUCUUCUGGUAGGGUUGUCUGUGGCUGGGAUGACAAGGGAAGCUGAAGGCCUCGCGCAGAGGAUGAUGAAGACAGGGGUGCAACUGAGCCCGCUCGCAGGAAGUGCAAUGGCAAGGGAGCUGUGUCAGAGGAAAAUGUGGUUGCAUGCUUGCUGUUGGUUGAGACUGAUGGAUGAGAAUGGGGUGCUCUGUGAUUCUGAUGUAUAUGCUGGCGUGUUGCUGGGGCUGUGUCAAGAGGGGCAUGUCCUUGAGGCCUCGGCGUUGGUGAGGAAGGUCAUGGAUAGGGGAAUACGCAUUGACGCUUCUUGCGCUGAUUGUUUGGUGCAGUUACUGAAGCAGCAUGGUGAUGAGGAAUUAGCAUCACAUGUAUUAGGAUUGAGGAGAUCCCCUGAAGUGAUGUCUCUGUGAGCAUUGUGUGGUUCUGUGCUCAAUUCUUGUAGAAGAUGGUUUGAAGAACAAGAACAGUGCAGGGAAAAGACUACCAUUCAUCGGAGGACCUGUUGUUUUAACACGAUCUGCUAUUGUUCAUGGAAGAGAGACCCCCGUGUUUGUCAAAGCUAUCACAAUAACUCUAGAUAUCUGCAGAGAGGGAAGCAAAUUAUAGCAACUAGAAUACCUGCAUCAAUUUUAUGCACAUGUGCAAUUCUUCAGUGCACUAUCUGUGUGUGAUAAUUUUGUGCAUAUCCAUGCAAAUGCAGCCUUCUCUAUAAACAUGCUUUUUUUUUCAAGGGAAAUAUACACCCGGUAUUUGCAUCGAGACAUAGAGAACUUCUGAGAAUACUGUCACCGCUGUGUUCGCACCUGAAGAUUUUGAUAUACAUUUAUGCAAUUAGUUCAUUAAAUGAUA
Triticum aestivum (bread wheat) is the source of this 1888-nucleotide messenger RNA. Its product is annotated as pentatricopeptide repeat-containing protein At5g47360. Gene Ontology annotation, molecular function: protein binding. The record is from RefSeq and is a predicted model, not a curated record. Lineage: Eukaryota; Viridiplantae; Streptophyta; Magnoliopsida; Poales; Poaceae.